ACCGCCUAGUCUACUACUCGAAUAUCUAUCCCACAUAAGCAAAGAAAAUUGUAUAUUCGAUAAAGUUUUACCCGUCUAUCAUUGCUAAGUAUGUCCUUAAAUUUGCUAAAAUACAUUUUAAAACCUUUUAUAUCCAUUUACUAUACACUCAACAAUUCUACAAUGGACAGCUUAUAAUUAUCGCUUCCCUUUUCCAUAGAUGCACCAAAUUGCCCAAAAAGACUCUCAAAUUUGAGUAAAGUAAAAGUACCAAUACCAAUUGCCCCAAUUCUUGCCGCCGGGAAGACGGUCAAAUGCUGCAAAAAUGGAAGAUUUGUGCCUUUGUGGGCUGUUCUUGUGAAUGGAAGAUCUUCCUGUUGAAGUAAUUGGUAAAAUAUUGUCUAAACUUGGGGCUGUUAGAGAUGUGGUGCUUGCAUCUGCUACAUGUAGAAAAUGGCUAGAGGCUUGGAGGAAUCAUAUGCAUUCGCUCUCGUUCAAUUCGAAUGAUUGGCCUGUUUACCAUGAUAGAUUGCCCGGAAGGCUAGAAAUCAUUAUCACUCAAAUUAUCUUUCAAACACUAGGUCUUCGAUGUCUAUCGAUUGUUAUGGAUGAUGAUGACGAGUUUUCAGCCGCCCCUGUGAUUGCUUGGCUGUUGUACACCCGAAACUCGUUGAGUGAACUCUGCUAUAAUAUUAGGACAACCCCAAAUGUGAAUGUUUUAGAGCGAUGUGGUCGACAUAAGCUUGAGAUUUUGACAUUAGCUCAUAACUUUAUUGCUGGUGUUGAGCCUAGUUACAUGAAGUUCCCUCAAUUGAGGUCACUUUCAUUGAGUUAUGUUAGCAUCUCGGCAUUGGACUUGAGUUUGCUUCUUGUUGUUUGUCCUAAGCUCGAAGUGUUAAGGCUCGUUAACAAUGAUAUUUCCAUAUCGGAUGCUCAUUCAUCAUUGGAGCUUGUCAGUAGUUCAUUAAAAGAUGUUUAUAUCGAGGACAUGCGCAUGGACAAAGUUAUGUUAAUGGCUGAUAAUAUUGAGAAAUUGCACUUGAAGGAUAGUACCUUUGAAUGGUUUUUGCUUGUUGGGAAAGGGGGUUUGAGGAUACUUGAGAUCGACGAUGUUUGUGCUUUUCAUUUUGAUUUCGGUGAGAACACUGAAAAUCUUGAGGUGGUUGAUGUAAGCAACUUCACUAUUUUAUGGGCGGAAUUCUAUCGCAUGAUUUCGAGGGCACAAAACUUGAGGAAGCUUCGACUCUGGUGUGUUGAGUUUGAAGAUGAAGUUGUAGCUUUGGAGACCAUUGCUAUUUGCUUUCUACGAUUGCGAUAUCUAUCUUUGAGCUAUGAUUUAAGAGACACUAUGCUUCACUAUGGCUUUCAGGCGCGAUCUUUGAGCUAUGAUUUAAGAGACAUUGUGCUUCACUAUGGCUUUCCGAGGCAAUCUCCUCUAAAAAAUGUGGUUGUGUUGGAAUUGGGGUGGACAAAAAUCAAUGAUCUCUUCAUAGAAUGGUUGUCUAUGCUUGUGGAAAGAUGCCCUAGACUAGAGAAGUUGAUCAUCUACGGAGCUUUGUCAAGGGUUGUGGCACACGAGGAGUGCAAUGUUCUUGCUCGAUUUACCUCUUCCGUUGUAGAACUCAUGAGAAUUUAUUCACAUGUAGAUGUAGUAUUUAGUUUCGAUUGAAGCUUUCUAGCUCGUUGCUAAAUCACGAAAACAAGAAACGGACUUGUUUCUUCGGACAGAUUCUGAAAGCCCAUCAAGCGUUUUCCUGGUGAAUGUUCAUAUGUGCAUAGUUAGAUGUUGAGCAUGUUUUCUGGCUGAGUAUAUUCUGUAAACUGGACACUAUUUAACUAUGUCCUUGAGUAUUAAAAAGACAGGGUACGACUUGGAACAGAUUUCGGGUAUUCUUUGAAACCAGCUGCUCCUCGUCUAUGCUGAAAGCGUUGUAUUAGUAUCGAUUUCAUUAAUGAAACAUCAUUAAUCGACUCUUUGCAAUAGAAAAAGCAUAUACUAACUAAUUUUAUUUUGUUGGGUUUGAUGAAAUUAUCAGGCCAAGAUCAAGUCAAGCUGCAAGUAAACUCGAGCAGAUCACAAACGAGCGAAACAUUUACUCACAUUCGUGAAAACUAACUAGCAACUUAUUUUACGAUUUGUAAGCUUCGGGAAGGGAGGAAGAAACCUGUUAACAGCUUUUCUGAUACUAGAUUGUUUUUGCUUUGUACAACAGAAACACAGAACACUAAAUUUGUUUGUUUUUGCUUUGUCUAUAGUUAUAUCUAAAAGAAUCCUAAUACUAUUACCAAAAGCAUACUUAUAUCUGGGCUCAGG
Molecule: messenger RNA, 2293 nt
Organism: Amaranthus tricolor (Joseph's coat)
Lineage: Eukaryota; Viridiplantae; Streptophyta; Magnoliopsida; Caryophyllales; Amaranthaceae
Product: F-box/LRR-repeat protein At1g67190-like
Exons: 2
Coding region: 341-1648 (435 amino acids)
Molecular function (GO): protein binding
Source: RefSeq, a predicted model, not a curated record